AUGACGUCUUCAGACGACAUGAUCAUGGAUUCUCUACAGGAAUGGAAGCGGCGUCUGAGCCCCCUAAGAGUUGACAUCGUUGGCGACUUUGCUGGGAAAGAGCUGUUCACCAUCCAUGGGGAAUCUUUGGUGGCUCACUGUCUCGCCUCUGCAAAAGUCGACUAUCUCGCGGGCUUCCAGCUACUUCAUGCAGUACAUGCGAUCGAGGUCUUCCUGGCCAAACUCAAGGAUCGGGGGUGCAACUUCCACGUCUUGUGGUUCGACAGUCAUCGAGACCUAGCGACACCACCUGAUUCUCCCGAGAAUCAAUCAUACAAAUAUCUCUUGACGCGUGCUGUCAUCAUUGAGCACCUGAGAUGCCCUGAAACACAUCCCAAAAUGAGUUUCGACGAUCGCGGUAUCAAUUCUCCAAUGAGCUUCGUGUUCCCUUCCAUCAUGAGCCCCGAGUUCGCGGAGUACACCAAUCAGCACCGCUUUCACUUCAUCAUGAUGUCCCAAGGCCGAUCUUCAGAUCUCAACACGACCAAGAAGGGAGAAUCCUUGAACAUUAUGUAUCUGUUCGGUCUUCGCGGCUACAGCUUGGCUUUUAUUGACGAUGUCGAGUUUCGAAGCUCCAAGGCGUAUACUCUCAUUGCAACAGCGCCGACCUCAGUGGCAGUGAUACCAGUCACAGAGCCAACACCAGCGACGACACCCGAUCCCGGUUGCCAACGGACUAUCGAACGUCUCCAGGCCAUACCCAAGCCCAGUGAGUGGCGAGUGCUUCGAUCUGACAGUGAAGUCGAGGCCCAGGAAGAAGUAGCGGUCACUGUUUGCGCAAUCUUCUUGUCUAACAAGGCCUCCUCGGAUGUACACAGUCACAGACUAGUGGCCGCCUUCCUCUCACACAUCGUUCUGCUGAAGCACGCAACGCUCUUACAACGACCCGUGGAGACUCUACCCAAACUGGAGAGUUCUUCGGGCAUCGAGGAGUUCCUUGCGACUUUUGCUGAGGUAGCAGCUCACCUGAUACAGCAGUGGCCCAAGGGAGAAGAAGGACAAUACCUCAAUUGGAGAGUCUGUGAUCUCAUUGACGGCCGAAUCUACAAUCAAGUCUUGGAGAGACUCGAAACACUCAAACUCCCAAGUGAUGCCGGUUCUGGGUAUGCAGAAGCUGUACGGCGAUUAUCUGGCGUCGACGUAUCCUACUGCAUGCCGAAUUCCGUUCCACAGAUCAAAAGUGGCGCAAGAAUACAUCGCAUCAGCUACCAGCCCCCAGACACACAGUCGAUACUUGCAUUCAGCCAUCCCGUGUUGGACAAGUAUCUCGAGGACGUCAAGUUGACAAGCCAAUCCGUGAUGGAGGAUGAGACCUUUGAGUCCAAAAUCUUUCAAGAGCUCUCCCACUGGCAGAAUUCGAAGAAGAGCAUCGAUCCCAAGCAUGUACCAGAGCGUCGAGGAUUCUAUGCGAGCAAGAGAAACCAGAGAUACAUGGCCGACACGAUUGCCUACUCUGCCAGUCUUACUAAUUCUGCCGGGAAAAGCAUUGAUCCUGAGACGAUUGUCGCCAAGAAGUCGGACCUUUCUGCCCGGUCCAAAAAGCAAGUGGGCACAACCCGAAGACAAGAUCAUUCGAUUAAGAGCGGUACAGAGAAUGCACUUGAAACAUCGAGGAGAUUGAGAGAGGCGAAGAGUCAAUCCAGGACCGCGGUAAUCAUCAAGAACUGGGCAGAGAAAUGCCAGGACUUCGACAAGAUCACGUCUGUCUUUCAGCGCUACUUGAAGGUCAAGAGGUAUUUAUCAAGUCUUUCUUCAGAGGACCAGAAGUCUAUUGGUGGCGAGGUAAUGUUGUACAUGUGCAACAUCCUUGGUCUCCAACUUAUUCGCAGACCGUUGAAAAGGGCCUUCAGCGAUUCAGGUAUGAGCAAGCGUGGACAUGAUUUCUUGGCCUCUAUUUCUGACAUCAUCGUUUCAGAAUCGAGUGUAUUGGCAAUGAUUUGGGCCCAGGUCAGAGAGAUGAUGUCGUUGCCCCUUUCCGUUGAGACGAAACACCAGGUCCAAUAUUUGAUGAAGGCUUUGAAGUUCCCGCUGGGGGAACUUCGAAGCGGACCUUCUGUGCCCGUCAAACAUCGUCUUCCGUUCGUCUCAACGUAUGAAGUGUCAACUACGCAUCUGCGAGUCCAGACAACGGGUCUCGAGUUCCAGUUGGCUCACUGUGGCCCUUAUCUGGAGCGAAGCUUCGACUCCGCCCCCGACCCGCGCGUUUCUUUCAGUCCAGAUGCUUGGCAACGAAGCGUACUUGAUGCCAUUGAUGACGAUAACAGCCUUUUCGUCGUCGCUCCAACGUCCGCCGGAAAGACCUUCAUCUCGUUCUACGCCAUGAAGAAGAUUUUGCAGAACAACGACGAUGACGUUCUCGUCUACGUAGCCCCCACCAAAGCGCUCGUCAACCAGAUUGCCGCCGAAGUUCAGGCUCGGUUCUCCAAGUCGUACCGCCAUGAGGGCCGUUCGGUUUGGGCCAUCCACACUCGAGACUACCGUGUCAAUAACCCCACCGGCUGUCAUGUUUUGGUGACCGUUCCGCACAUCCUCCAGAUCAUGCUUCUGGCGCCCACCAAUGCGCAAAAUGAGAAAUCCUGGGCUCGCAGAGUGAAGAGAAUUAUCUUUGACGAAGUGCACUGCAUUGGUCAGGCCGAAGACGGUAUCAUUUGGGAGCAACUAUUGCUUCUUGCUCCUUGUCCCAUCAUCGCCCUAUCUGCUACUGUGGGCAACCCGCUCGAGUUCAAGGAGUGGCUCGCAGGAACUCAGAAGGUCAAGGGCUUUGACCUUGAAAUGAUCGUUCACUCGGCCAGAUACUCUGACUUGCGAAAGUUCCUGUACCAGCCACCCAUUAGGCUUGAGUUUGAAGGACUAGAGCCAGUGGAGCGUUUGCCAAUCCCCGGUUUGGAUGCUGAAGCAGGAGAAACCUCGCGAUUCACGUUUGUGCAUCCUAUCGGAAGCAUUAUCAACAAGAAUCGCGAGGCUCUUGAAGAUGCCAGUCUCGAGCCACGCGACUGUCUCCGGCUUUGGCUGUCCAUGAAGGAAUAUGAAAACGAGUCUUAUCUUAUUAAUCCUAGCCUUGAGCCCAACAUUGCGUUGCCAGAGUUGGUGAAGAAGUCGGACAUUAUCAAGUGGGAGGCUGCUCUCAAAGAACAGCUCUGGCAAUGGCAACAGGAUCCCAAGUCACCCUUUCCAGAAGUAUACAGAAGGCUCAAGAUAAACCGCCCUUCAUCAGCGAUAGACCUUAAAAGGCCCGAGGUUGUCGCGGACAUCUACGGUGACGCUUCGUUCUCACUCCUCGUCGAUCUCCGCUCCCGGGGUGCCCUGCCAGCUAUCCUUUUCAAUUACGACCGACUUGGAUGCGAGAAGGUAAUUCUCAAGAUUCUUCAAGUCCUGGAGAAUGCUGAACAAAAGUAUCGCGAUACAAGUACAGAAUGGGCACGGAAGAUGGGGGCAUAUCAAAAGUGGCGACAAGUCACGGAUAGCAAAGCUGCGAAGAAAAAGGCGAAAGCGACUAGAGCUACUGAGGCUGCAAACUCCAAGGAGGAAAGACACCACGCAAAGGAUUCUGGUGCAGCCCUGAAUCAAGCUGAUCUUGUGAGGGAGGAAGCAGGCCGGGAAACCAGCCCAUGGGAAAACUUUGAUCCCGAGGCGCCGCUUCCGCAAUACAAUUUUGCGGACACUACUAAACUUACGGCUGAAGAGUUUGAGGCCCGUGUUAGGUCUCUGGAUGAUUUGGGAAUCAAGCCUCGCCUAAUCGACGCUCUUCGUCGGGGACUCGGUGUCCACCAUGCUGGUAUGAACCGUCAGUAUCGCCAAGUGGUAGAAAUGUUGUUCCGCAAGGGCUACUUGACCGUCGUUAUUGCGACCGGUACUCUCGCUCUCGGAUUGAACAUGCCUUGCAAGACUGUUGUCUUUAUAGGUGACUCGGCAUUUCUCACGGCUCUCAACUACCGUCAAGCAUCAGGACGUGCUGGACGUCGUGGAUUUGACCUCCUUGGUAACGUCGUCUUUCAUGGCAUCCCCCACCAUCGUGCGAUGGAAAUCAUCUCGUCGCGGUUGCCCGAUCUCAAAGGCCAAUUCCCCAUCUCCGUCACUUUGGUUCUUCGGCUCUUCACCCUGCUGCACAGCACGAACAACUCCCAGUAUGCCAUUGAUGCAGUGGAGUCCUUGUUGACCCAAACACGUCUGUUCCUCGGUGGACCUGCCUCGCAGAUGACCGUCAAGCACCACUUGCGCUUUUCCAUCAAGUAUCUCAGACGACAGCACCUCCUUUCUCGAAAAGGAGCACCUCUCAACUUCUCGGGCCUGGUGGGUCACUUGUACUUUACCGAGAAUGCUGUGUUUGCUCUGCACUCCCUGCUCAAGGAAGGCUACUUGCACAAGCUCUGCGAGGACUUUGGCAAUCCACGGAAGCAGGGAGAGAUCAUUCUCACUUUAUUGACAGUAUUGUGUCACCUCUUCUGUCGCAUUCCUUGCAGCAAGUACAACAAUCGGGAGUGGCGUGAAAACGUCGUAUAUCGAUCACCUUCUGUUGUCCUUCUACCCAGGCUCCCAAGAGAGGCAGAAACCGUCCUCCGAGGUCACAACGAAGAGACUCUGAAAACUUUUAAGACCUACGUUCGCAGCUUCAUUGCACAGAAUCUCCAGGACUCUCCAGAUAACCAGCUUCCUUUCACCAAACGCCGGGUGGGCGCCGCUGGAGAGGCCUCGGCUGAUAUCUCAACAGCACAGAUUCCAACGCUCCCUUAUCCAAUUCUUCGAUCCCCUUUCGCCGCGCUGUCGGGGUUCACAGACGACUUCGCCACAAUUCAUGAGCUAUGCGACACAGUCCGCGCUGGUGUGUUUCUUGACGAGUCUGCCAUCCCGUACAUCCCCAUUUACCCUGAGGAGACAAACGGCGUGCCCUGGAACGCAUACAUCUAUGACUUUUACAAGCACGGUGAUCUCAAUACUCUUGUGCAGGACAACGGAAUCAAGGGCGGCGAUGUUUGGUUUCAUCUGAAAGACUUCUCUCUGAUCUUGGCCACCAUCGUAACAAGCUUGGAGAAUAUUAUGGGCCGAGUCGGUGCUGAUGACUCGGAUAUGAUCAAUGUUCGAGAUGUUGCCGAUACCAUUGAAGAAGAGAGAUUCGGCGAGGAAUUAGAUGCACAAUACUCGGAGAACCAUGUGGCCUCGUCUGCUACUGCGAAAGCAGAGACAAAGUCCCACUAUAGCAAAUCUAAAGAAGCAGUGGCUGAAUCAUGGGAAGAUGUGUCGGAUGGCUCCUCCUCCGAUACCGAGCACGUGGGUAGCAGCGCAAGCAGAGCGGGUCAGGCAACCGAGUCAGAAGGAACGUCUUUCGGGUCAGGUCGGGGGAAGGGAGGCGGUGAUAGUCUUGUGAAGGUCCAUAUGGCUUUCAAACUCCUGCAGCAGGUUUUCGAAGACAAGUUCAGAAAGGUGUGGGCAUGA
Molecule: messenger RNA, 5469 nt
Organism: Colletotrichum lupini
Lineage: Eukaryota; Fungi; Ascomycota; Sordariomycetes; Glomerellales; Glomerellaceae
Product: DEAD/DEAH box helicase
Exons: 5
Coding region: 1-5469 (1822 amino acids)
Cellular component (GO): cytoplasm
Molecular function (GO): nucleic acid binding; ATP binding
Source: RefSeq, a predicted model, not a curated record